Molecule: messenger RNA, 681 nt
Organism: Rhopilema esculentum
Lineage: Eukaryota; Metazoa; Cnidaria; Scyphozoa; Rhizostomeae; Rhizostomatidae
Product: histone H2A.V
Cellular component (GO): nucleosome
Molecular function (GO): structural constituent of chromatin; DNA binding; protein heterodimerization activity
Source: RefSeq, a predicted model, not a curated record
UGGCCAUGAAGGAAGGUUAUUGUUCAGGCUAGGCAUUUGGCGCCGAAGUUGACGACGAAAAGUAGGACUGUAGAAGGCAAACAGAAAAUGGCAGGAGGAAAGGCUGGUAAAGACUCGAAACAAAAGGCCAAGGCCAUUUCAAGAUCUGCAAGAGCAGGACUACAAUUCCCAGUUGGUCGUAUACACAGACAUUUGAAGACUCGAACCACAAGCCACGGACGUGUAGGAGCUACAGCGGCUGUUUACAGUGCUGCAAUCUUAGAGUAUUUAACUGCAGAAGUACUAGAGUUGGCUGGUAAUGCAUCAAAAGAUCUUAAAGUAAAACGUAUUUCUCCGAGACAUUUACAGCUUGCUAUCCGAGGUGACGAAGAACUGGAUUCACUCAUAAAAGCCACUAUUGCUGGUGGAGGUGUUAUUCCACACAUUCACAAAAGUUUAAUUGGCAAAAAAGGAGUUGGACCAGCAAAAGCUUGAAAAAUGAUAAAAAACUGUUGUACAGAUUUCAACUUGUAUAUUAAUUAUAAGCAUCAAUCUAUGAUAAUGGGUCUUGUACAGUGUUACAGCAGCAAGCAGUCAACUAUGGACCUGUAUUUUUCUUUUUAAACUGUAGGCUCUUUAUUUUAUUUUUAUGUGACUUCUAAUAAUAUUGCAAAUGUAAUAUACACAUAGUUUUAUGCAGUA